This is a messenger RNA of Protopolystoma xenopodis, 228 nucleotides long. NCBI's taxonomy places the organism in Eukaryota, Metazoa, Platyhelminthes, Monogenea, Polystomatidea, Polystomatidae. The record is from the annotation of a GenBank genome assembly.
AUGACCGAGCCAUCUUACUCAAAAGUCAUCAAGCGCCAUGGCGCUCCCGUUCAGCCCAUCGGUACAGGUCCGCCCGACUACUCCCAUCUGCCCACCUUGGCGCAGAUGCUCAGGAAGCGGGGUUUAAUAUCUGCCUGUCCUGCCAAGCGCUGUCGUGAAAUUGCCGUCUGUCUGGCUGAAGUAUCUAGCGCAUCGCUUGCCAAUCCGUCUGAAAUUGUCGCAACUUAA